AUGACUAGAUCAUCGGAAGAACAUGUCCAAAGAACAACGAAAGCAUUUAUUCAAGAAGUUCGCAGUGGGAAGCGAGAUAAGUCGGUGGUUUCCACGAACGCCUUGUCUAUCGGCAACGCCGAUGGAUGGAAACAACUACGCAAGGAGCUGCAAAGCGCCGGAGUCAACGCUGAGAGUUUCGCGCAAAACUUCGAAUUAGUGGUUGCCGCGCUGAAGGAGUCCGAGUUUGGCGACAACAUCCCUGAUUUGGAUCAUAUCAAUCCAUAUUACAUUGAUGCUGCCCAAAGCGGGCUCUCCUACGGCCAGGUCAAGGAUAUGGCCACCAACAUGGCUUCCGCAUGGAUGGGUCAGAUUUCCGAAUAUGCCUCUUCUCCGCGAUGGAACUCCAUCGGCAAUCAGUCUAUGCAGGCCUUUGCUGGAUUAAAAAUACAGCCUACUCAUGUAGGCCACAUGUUUUCAAAGGCCAUGGGGAACCGAAAGGACCUCGUUUCGUGUGCGGAAGACGGUGACUUGACUAUGGUCAUGCAUCAUUUGAAAAGGGGGGCGAAUAUCAACACCAUCACCGAGGGAGAGUCUGCGUUAUCUCGGGCUGCUGCCAACGGUCAUAAAGAGAUUGUGCUACUUCUUUUCGCCAAGGGGGCGGAUCUUGAUGCUGUGAACCCGCAAGGCGAGACGCCUUUCGUCCAGGCAGCGAAGAACGGGCACCGGGAGAUAGUCCAGAUUCUUCUGAGCCACGCUGAAUCGGUGGCAAAGGGUCGACAUGGAGAAGAAGCACUGAAAAAGGCAGCUGAGAGCGGUCAUGAAGAGAUUGUUCAUAUGCUACUGGAGAAAGGGGUCAAUGCUGAUGUCCUCGAUCCCGAUGAUCGCAAUGACAACACAGCUUUGUCCAAGGCUGCGAGCAAAGGUCAUGAGAAGAUUGUGGUCAUGUUGUUAAAUCACGGCGUCCGCAUCAAUGUCACAAAUUACUGGGGCGAGACAGCUCUGUACCAUGCUAUUGCUUAUGGGGAUAGAAAGAUCAUCCAUCAUCUUCUCAAGUUUGACGUCGAUGUCGACCCCCGGGCUGAGCACCGGGCACAGGAAAAUGCCCGGUUGUUUGGCUGGUUGAAGGCGGAGCAACGUGCGAGAGAGAAGGGCCUGCUGGGGAGUGUCCCAAGAUCUCCUGCUCCAGCAGAGUGCCAGACUGCUGAAAACAGCCAGUCCUAA
Penicillium argentinense is the source of this 1203-nucleotide messenger RNA. RefSeq names its product ankyrin repeat domain-containing protein. The transcript has a single exon. NCBI's taxonomy places the organism in Eukaryota, Fungi, Ascomycota, Eurotiomycetes, Eurotiales, Aspergillaceae. The record is from RefSeq and is a predicted model, not a curated record. Gene Ontology annotation, molecular function: protein binding. The coding region runs from base 1 to 1203 and encodes 400 amino acids.